AGGCGAUUCACCACGUCCUUCAAGCUUCACUGUCCAUUCAGACUCCUGUCCAACAGGGCUACCUGUACCUGGAUGUAAAUUACUGAUCUUCCCUCACACUACAAAAUGUGUUGUAACUGACGUCUGUGACGCAGGAACCUCUACAGGUAGAUCGUUUCCUGACUUAUUUCACAGAAGCUGGAUAACGAGACAGCUGACCCCUGGCGAAAGCGUCGAAUGAUAUACAUAUAUAUAUAUAUAUAUAUAUUCCCUUGGGAGUUACUGCAACUUUUACAGUGAAGGCACUUUUGAGUUCGGAGUUUCUAAUCAAGAAAAGUUUGUUUCUGGAGAAGUUGUUCCGCCUGUACCUCAUUAAUGGAUCGCACAAAAGUACUAUGGUUUUCGGUUCAUAUUUGUGUCCUCCUAGUCGCUGGACUGGACCCUGCGUUUGGAGGAAUAAGAAGUUUUAGUGGAAAAGUAGAUGAGUCUUUCAGUAUCCCUGGGAAAACUGGCUACAAAGUAGAGGAGUUUAUCGAAAAUGUCCUUACUGGUGGAUUGACUACUAUUUUUCUGCCUGUAGUAUACACUGUAGUGUUUGUCAUUGGUUUACCUGCUAAUGCCAUGGCAUUGUGGGUCUUUUGUUUCAGAAUGAAGACAAAGCAUCCUGCACUCAUUUACAUGGCAUGUUUGGCACUUGCUGACCUCUUGUUUGCUGUUUGGCUACCUUUAAAAAUUGCUUAUCAUAUAAAUGGCAACAACUGGAUUUAUGGAGAGAAUCUGUGCAAGGUACUUGUGGGAUUCUUCUUUGGAAAUAUGUAUUGCUCCAUACUGUUCAUAACCUGCCUGAGUGUACAAAGAUACUGGGUUGUUGUUAAUCCCAUGUCUCAAACAAAGAAAAACAAUAGCAUUGCACUGGGAGUUUCAGCUGCAGUAUGGUUGGUAAUUGCACUAAGUACAAUACCAUUAUACCUCUUUGAUCAAACUGUCUAUGUUACAAAUCUCAACAUAACAACCUGCCAUGAUGUUUUGCCUGAUGCUAUUUUGGCCAACAACAUGUUUGGCUAUUUUGUUUCACUUGCCAUUGGAGUUUUCUUCUUUCCAUGUGUCUUGACUAUUUUUGUUUAUAAAGCCAUCAUCAACACAUUGACUGCUUCUUUAACAGAAGACAAUAUCAGUGAGAAGCGAAAAAGGGCCAUUCAUCUCAUUAUUGUAGUACUUGUAAUGUAUGUGAUCUGCUUCACUCCAAGCAACGUUAUUUUGGUAGUCCAUUAUGCAUUGAUCCGCUCUGGAAGCACUAGCGAUGUAUAUGCACUUUACAUCACAGUACUAUGUCUGUCCAGCCUGAGCAGUUGCAUCGAUCCAUUUAUAUAUUAUUUUGUUUCUGAAGAGUUUAGAGAUCAUGUGAAAAACACUUUUCUUUGUCGCAGUGUCCGGACAGUGGAAAGCAUGCAGGCUUCAUAUAAAUCAUUUAAAUACUCCAGAAAAUCUAGUUCAACUAAAACUAGUUCACAGCAGACAUCUCAAACUACUUGCUAAAUGGUGCAUGAUAUUGAUGACACAAGUUUUAAUGCAGUAUCUGCUGAGAAGCUGAAAAUAACAAUGUAAUUGGUUUCCUUUUCAGGUGGAUUAUAACAUUGACUACCAAAGCAUUGUGUUUCUUUUAUGUUUAUAAUGCACCAUGAAAGGAUGCAUGAAAAGCUGUGAAUCAAAAUGCUUCAGCUGGAAGAUAAAAAGUGUUGACAGUUUCUGAAAUAGAGUGUGCUUUAUUACUGAGGAAACUGCAGAGAAGCAGUGUGCUGUUACAGUUCUACAGAAACUGAUGAGCAUUCAUAUUAUAAUGUGCCAUUGGUAAUGUUUUUAGAAGAGUCAAUAGUAUGUUUCCCCAGUUACCUCAUAAAGAUGGAUUCAUAUAAUGUUAUCCAUUGGAUUUCUGUGGCUAUGUAUGCUUUCAAAUUUAAACUUUUUUUAAGCCAGUUUUAUGUCUACAUCCUUCAGCGCACUGAGCAGUCUGUACAGUCUCAAGUAUGAAGAUAAUUUUGUGUUUGUGUAGUGAAUUGUCUGAAAAUAUGUAAGAGAAUGCAGUUAUGAAAACAUUUUUUAAACCAGGUAUGCAUUUUGGUAAAACUAACUGUUACAUUCACUGGUUAGUAAUAACCAGUUAAAUUACUAUAUUAUGCUCACGGUGAUGCUCUUCACUAACUCGAGUUUUGUGUUCUUUCCCAUCCUGUUCCCUUUGAGACCAAGGGAGAAUUGUAUAGCUAAAUGGCUUGCAUCCCAAUAUGUAGCAGGAGAUUGGGGAUCAAAGCCACAUUUACAGGACAGCUGUAAUUCAGAAGGGGCACCACCAGUGAUGUCAUAACACAGACUGUUACUAUUGAUGGUGGCCAUUUAUUUGUCAGAGAGAGGCCCACCACAGUGAUUCUACAUGCUACAUGCUAAUGGCGCUUUUUGGUGGAGUGGCAUAUGAUAAUCAGCCAUGUUAUCUCCCAGGACAUUCCUGCAGUAACACCUUUACAAAAAUUAGCAUGUCUGGCCAUGUUAAUGAAUAUAGGUGAGACCAUGUAAAGUGUCAGUGGGCAGGGAGAGGUGAGAGUAGUGUGUGUGUGUGUGUGUGUGUGUGUGUGUGUGUGUGUGUGUGUGUUUUACACAAACUGGCAUGGCUGGUGUGUUAAUGAACAUGGAUGAAAACUACGAGUGAGAUCACAUAAAAUGUAUGAUCACGUAAGCAUCUGAGGUGAGGUAGUGGUGUGAGGGUAUGUGAAUGUAUACAUGUGUGUAGACGCUUGCAUGCAUAUCUGCAGAGGUAUGAGUGGUCUCCCGUGAUUGCAAGUGUGUGUGUGAGUAUGACUGGUCAUAGUGGCGGGUGGUUAGGAGAUAGUUAGACUAGGGGUGAGUGUGUACAUAUGUCUGUCUAAAAAUGGUUCAGUGCAUCUAUGCGUGCAAGCAUAUGAGGGAGGACUGAUAUGUGGUGAGUUUCUCUCUGUGUGUAGCACAGAUACACUCUUUAGUAUUACCCUAACCCCUUAUAAAUAUAAUAGAACACAGGUUUUGCAGCACAGUUAUUUAUACGAUGUAUGGAAUUCUAAUUUCAGGCAUUACUGACAGACUGUAAUGGCCCAUGACUUACGAGUGUCAUGCUCAAGACUUGUGGACAAAGCUGGGACAUAUGUUAAAUGGCAGCAGGAAAUCUUUUAAAUCAUACUAUCAUACUGCAAUUCACUUACAAAGUUACAAGAGCAGCAGGUCUUGUAUCAUGAUACAUCUUCUGAGGAAUAAGUAGACUGAAUCUCUAAUGUCUGGUAUUAUUGACUUACUGUAAUCCUCUACAAUUUACCAGGGACAUGGAAAAAUGGGAGCAAUGCUCUGUAAACCCAGAGCAGAUGAGAGGUAUGAGGGUAUGUGUGUAAGUGUGUGAGUGAGAAUGUGUGCAUGUGUGUAGGAGAAUGACUGAGAUGGUUGCCUGUUCCAAUGCGAUGUAGAGUCCUCCAGUGAUAAUUACCACAGAAGAGUGCUGAUUAACACUAACACCAUGCGAUUCAGCAAUAUGCAGAUCAGCUGUUGAUUAGUUCAUUUCUCAUUGCAGCUAAAUAUGUCUCUGAAUCACAUUUACCAAUUGCAGAAAGAGCAUCUUUUGGCCACCUGAGUUGGGGUUCUUUCUGAAUCCCAGACAGUUUGUCUUUUUUACAGCUUAUUUCUGCUCCAGACAGGUGUUGUUUUAAUUCUUCGUUCUCUAGAUUUAAAUGUCUUGGUGUUAUGUAGUCAGCAAUAAGUUAAUUCUGGACAUAAUUUUAAAAGUUUCUUAGUGGGACCCCUGGACAUCUGCAUCAAAUCCAUUGAUCUUAUUGUUACCUUUAAAACUCGACAAAAUUGAACCGGUUUCAAAGGAAAAAUUGGACAAUGAUAUAGUUUGUUAAAAUGCCUGUAUUUUUUAAAUUGUAUUGAAAUGUAGAUAGUAACAACUGUUUUUUUUUAAUUUUUUGAGUAAACGUUAUUUAUAUUGCAUAAUAUGUUUCUUUAUUAAUGUGCAUUUUGAAAGUGUCUUGACUCAGAACCUGAAACUUCCUUGAGUAUUUCAGAUAAACAAUAUUUCCAAGAAUAGCUUCUACCAGGCAAAUGAAGUACUGCUGUGUCUUACCUUGUUAAUCGGCCUUUGCGUACAACCAACAUUUCAUUUCAACCUUUGUAUCUACAACAAUCCUACAAGUAAAAGUGUCCUUUAGGUCUGUAUUCCCAUAUUCUUCCCUUGUACUUGAACAUGAAUUUGUAGAUGAUA
Molecule: messenger RNA, 4252 nt
Organism: Protopterus annectens (West African lungfish)
Lineage: Eukaryota; Metazoa; Chordata; Ceratodontiformes; Protopteridae
Gene: F2RL1
Product: F2R like trypsin receptor 1
Exons: 2
Coding region: 355-1515 (386 amino acids)
Biological process (GO): blood coagulation; phospholipase C-activating G protein-coupled receptor signaling pathway; thrombin-activated receptor signaling pathway
Cellular component (GO): membrane
Molecular function (GO): thrombin-activated receptor activity
Source: RefSeq, a predicted model, not a curated record